Molecule: messenger RNA, 498 nt
Organism: Hymenoscyphus albidus
Lineage: Eukaryota; Fungi; Ascomycota; Leotiomycetes; Helotiales; Helotiaceae
Source: the annotation of a GenBank genome assembly
AUGAUUCGAAGCCGUCAGGGCAAGAAGUGCGCGGCGGAAGUGCCGGUACGAGUACAGUCUGGAGUGCAAGUGCUUAAGCCAGUGAGUGCUUGUGCUUGUGCUUGUGCUUGUGCUUGUGCUUAAGACCGCUGAAUUGAGUGUGAGUGGCAGGUAAGAAAGGUCAGGAACCCGCUGAUCUCGAGCGAUGCAGACAAGGACUCGGCCAGGAGCGACGAGAGCAAGCAGCGGGAGGGAAGAAGCAAGAAGCAAGCAAUCGAUGGAUGGGCAGAGGAGGUGAAUAGUCUCCUCCGUCCAGCACAGAGCAGGAUGCGUUCGCUCUCCUCGCACGUCGCAGGUCGCAGCUUGCAGCGUGCCGUUGUCAGGCCCUGGGGCGACCUGAGGAGCUCGCAGCUUCAGCAGGCUGAGGCCGGAGAUGUCAGAGCGUUUCGUAUGGGGGAUGAUGCUCCAACACCGGCGUCGCGACGAGAAACAUUCGGCAGAUGCGGGCGAGAUAUUUGA